CACUGCUUAAAAUUUGCAGAAUCUGUAGUUAAUUUUAUGCAGUCCAGGUCGAACUUAGUUUACGAGAAAUAUUGUUCAGAACUCUAAAAUCUGUACACUUACACCACGCUUGUAUUUGGAAAUUCUACAUUCUAGCGUCAGUACCACCAGGGACCUCGUUAUACGCAAACUGUGGUUUUUAAAGACAUGGAUAAACAAUCUUGCAUUAAAAUUGAAGAGAUGAAAAUAAAACUGGAAGAAGAUGGGCAAGACACAGGGGAGAAAUAUAAAAAUGGUGAUACCCCAUCUUACAUUGAAACCGUGGGGACUGAAAUAAAAGUGGAAAAUGGUCAGUAUGGGCGUGAGAACUAUGAAAAUGUUGGUAUGCAGUUUGAUAUUAAAUCUGAAGAUAUCGAAAUAAAACUGGAAGGAGAUGGUUCGGAUGCACUGGAGAUAAAUAAAUAUGUUGAUAAGCAGUGCUACAUUAAGAUUGAAGACAUUGAAAAAGAGCUGGAGAACAGUCAAAAUGUUCAGGAAAAAUGUAAAAGUUUUGAAAAUCAGCCGUAUAUUAAAUCUGAAGAGAUUGAAAUAAAAGAUGCUCGUAGAAGUCAUUCCCCUUCAUACGACUUUGAUGAUGAAACAAUUGAAAAUAAAAGGCACCAUAUUUCAGAAAAUACAGGAGAAAUAAAGAAUGAACACAUGAUUAAAUGUAUGACUGGAUUUAAUGAAAAUGUUACGACAUUGACGUCUGUUCACAAUAUUGAAAUACACAAAAGUGAAAAGUUUAGAUUUCAAAAGCUUGGGCCCUCAUUAGAUGAACAAUUCUACCAAUGUGAUAAUUGUAAAUUUGAAACUAAACUUAAGGCAACUCUGGACAGCUAUCGAUUCCUACAGGAUGACCCCUCCAUAGUGCAAAUGUACAAGUGUGAUGCCUGUGGUUAUGAAACCAACUACGGGAGAAAUUUGAUUAGGUAUCGCACAAUAAAUAUAGACCUUUCAGAAGUGAGAUUGUACAAGUGUGAUACAUGUAGUUAUGAAACUCGACAAAAAGGUCAUCUGAAAAUGCAUCAAUUAACUCACAAAGAUUCUUCAGAAAUCCAAAUGUACAAGUGUAAUACAUGCAGUUAUGAAACUAAAUACCUUAAAUGUUUAAGAAUGCAUCUGUUAUUACACAAAGACCGUUCGGAAAUCCAAAUGUAUAAAUGUGAUGUUUGCCUUUACGAAACUAAAUACAAGGGUCAUCUUAAAUCGCAUCAGAUAACGCACAAAGACCCUUCAGAAAUCCAAAUGUGGAAGUGUGAAGUGUGUAAUUUUGAAACUAAACAUAAGAAUCACUUGAAAAGACAUCAGUUAUCGCACAAAGACCCUUCGGAAAUCCAGAUGUACAGAUGUGAUAUGUGCAAUUAUGAAAGUAAACAUAAGAUUGGUCUCAAAACGCAUCGAUUAACUCACAAGGACCCUUCAGAAAGUAAAACGUACAAGUGUGAGAAGUGUAGUUAUACAACUGAUUUUAAAAGCAGUUUAAAUACGCAUCAGUUAAAACACAAAGAUUCGUGGGAAGUCCAGAUGCACAAGUGUGAUACAUGUGCUUAUGAAACUAAAUAUAAGAGCCAUAUAAAUAAACAUAAAUUGUCACACAAAGACCCUUCAGAAAUCCAAAUGUACACCUGUGAUACUUGUACUUAUGAAACUAAAUAUAAAAGCGAUCUAAACGUGCAUCAGUUAUCACAUAAAGACCCUUCAGAAGUCAAGAUGUUUAGGUGUGAAACGUGUAGUUUUGAAACUAAAAAUAAGAGUCGUUUGAAAAGGCACCAGUUAUCGCACAAAGACCCAUCAGAAAUUAAAAUGUACAAGUGUGAUACUUGCAGUUACAAAACUAAAUAUAAGGAACAUCUGAAAGUUCAUCAGUUAACACACAAAGAUCCUUCGGAAAUCCAAAUGUACAAAUGUGAUACAUGCAGUUACAAAACUAAUUUUAAAAGCAGUUUAAAAACACAUCAGUUAAUACACAAAGAGCCUUCACAAAUCCAAAUGUACAAGUGUGAUACUUGUACUUACAAAACUAAAUAUAAAAGUGAUCUAAAUAAACACCAGUUAAUACACAAAGACUGAAAUUGCACUAAACAAAUGAUAUUUUGUAGUGUAGGGUUCUUAAUAAAGACGAUUUAUUAUUAUUAUUAAUACUGUUGAUUGGGACAUAUAGAAUUGAGCAGUGAAUGUUCUAGACGAGGUCCUGGAUCCUGGAUCCUUGACUACAACUAAAAUUUGAGGUUUUAUUUGUCCCACUUUUCUUUCCUGUAUACGACUUCUAACAUGAAUUUGGAGUUAAUUAAAAUGUUAAUUAAAUACAGUUAA
This is a messenger RNA of Anoplophora glabripennis (Asian longhorned beetle), 2334 nucleotides long. Its product is annotated as zinc finger protein 90-like. The record is from RefSeq and is a predicted model, not a curated record. Gene Ontology annotation, molecular function: DNA-binding transcription factor activity, RNA polymerase II-specific; RNA polymerase II transcription regulatory region sequence-specific DNA binding. Gene Ontology annotation, cellular component: nucleus. The coding region runs from base 187 to 2091 and encodes 634 amino acids. The transcript has 3 exons. NCBI's taxonomy places the organism in Eukaryota, Metazoa, Arthropoda, Insecta, Coleoptera, Cerambycidae. Gene Ontology annotation, biological process: regulation of transcription by RNA polymerase II.